AUGGCCCAGAUGAAGCUCCUGGAGGACGUGGUGAGGAGCCAGCAGGAGUUUGAAGAACUUUACUCAGACAUGGCGACUGUCAGCUCCAGCGCAGACAUCAGCGACUCGCUGAGGGGGCCCGCUCAGUGCGGGGCCUCCGUGCCGACGGAGGUCAGCGGGCGCGGGCGGACGUCGCCCUCUAGGAGGCGCCACCGAACCACCUUCAGCCACCGGCAGCUGGAGCAGCUGGAGGCAGCCUUCACUCAGAACCAGUACCCCGACAUCUACUUCAGGGAGGAGCUGGCCCGCCUCACCAAGCUCAACGAGGCUCGCAUACAGGUUUGGUUCCAGAACCGACGAGCGAAGCAGAGGAAGAGCGAGCGGGCCUCCCACCACGCCCCCCCGGCGCCAGGUGUGGUGUCGGGCCACUUGCCACGGCUGGGCGGGAUGCAGCUCCCACCGAGCAUCGCCUGCCAGUACUACUCCCCCCCGCUGGCCCACAUCCCCCACCUCACCCAGGUGCUGCCCGCCGGAGUCUACUCCCACCACCCAAGUCCGGCAGGCCAGUUCCCCUGCCACGGCGUCCCACCGCAGCCCGUCCAGCACCAGCACGAGGACUGGUACAGCCACCUGAGGAGCAACAUGAGCACCCCGGUCUUCUCCCUCACCACCAUGCAGAGCCUGGACCCUAACGCACACUGGAGCUGA
This is a messenger RNA of Synchiropus splendidus (mandarinfish), 687 nucleotides long. RefSeq names its product PROP paired-like homeobox 1 (gene prop1). The record is from RefSeq and is a predicted model, not a curated record. The transcript is spliced from 3 exons. The coding region runs from base 1 to 687 and encodes 228 amino acids. Lineage: Eukaryota; Metazoa; Chordata; Actinopteri; Syngnathiformes; Callionymidae. Gene Ontology annotation, molecular function: DNA-binding transcription factor activity, RNA polymerase II-specific; RNA polymerase II transcription regulatory region sequence-specific DNA binding. Gene Ontology annotation, biological process: regulation of transcription by RNA polymerase II.